This is a messenger RNA of Musa acuminata subsp. malaccensis (wild Malaysian banana), 928 nucleotides long. RefSeq names its product large ribosomal subunit protein eL19x. Lineage: Eukaryota; Viridiplantae; Streptophyta; Magnoliopsida; Zingiberales; Musaceae. Gene Ontology annotation, biological process: translation. Gene Ontology annotation, cellular component: ribosome; cytosolic large ribosomal subunit. Gene Ontology annotation, molecular function: RNA binding; structural constituent of ribosome. The record is from RefSeq and is a predicted model, not a curated record.
GAGAGGCGAAGGAGAUGGUGUCGCUGAAGCUCCAGAAGCGGCUCGCCGCGAGCGUCCUCAAGUGCGGCAGGGGGAAAGUGUGGCUCGACCCCAAUGAGGUCAACGAUAUCUCCAUGGCCAACUCCCGCCAAAACAUUAGAAAGCUUGUCAAGAAUGGUUUUAUUAUCAGGAAGCCCACCAAGAUUCACUCGCGGUCUCGUGCAAGGAGGGCACUGGAGGCAAAGAGAAAAGGGCGUCAUUCCGGAUACGGGAAGCGCAGGGGCACAAGAGAAGCUAGGCUCCCAACCAAGGUACUUUGGAUGCGUAGGAUGCGAGUUCUCAGACGGCUGCUGCGGAAGUACCGCGAGUCAAAGAAGAUUGACAAGCACAUGUACCAUGACAUGUACAUGAAGGUGAAAGGUAAUGUUUUCAAGAACAAGAGGGUGCUGAUGGAAAGUAUUCAUAAAUCCAAAGCGGAAAGGGCAAGAGAGAAGACCUUAUCUGAUCAGUUUGAAGCUAAACGAGCCAAGAGCAAGGCUAGCAGAGAAAGGAAACUUGCAAGGAGAGAGGAACGCCUAGCUCAGGGGCCUGGAGACCGCAUAGUUGCCACACCUGCUGCUAUAGCAGAAGCCCCUAAGAAAGCAAAGAAGUAAUGGAAAAGCUUUAGUUGCGGAAUAGGUACAAGCUGCUAAUGGUUCCUCCCUCCCUUCUGUUCUGCUUUCAAAACUAUGCACGCCGCAGAAAAGCCCAAGAAGCUUUCGUUUCAGUUAUUUUUGGUUCAUUUCAAAAUCCUUGUUUUGUUUUGGAGUUGGAUAACCAUGUGCUCUACUAGUUUAAAGUAAUUCUUUUUUUGUCACUUAAUCUUACCAUGGUAACUGUUAUCUUGUGUGGUAUUUCCUGCCUCCCCUCCUCACAUGAUUGUCUAUGAAGUUAGCCAAUGAUUUUUAGA